Messenger RNA from Siniperca chuatsi (mandarin fish), 3658 nucleotides. Its product is annotated as flotillin-2. The coding region runs from base 364 to 1650 and encodes 428 amino acids. The transcript has 11 exons. NCBI's taxonomy places the organism in Eukaryota, Metazoa, Chordata, Actinopteri, Centrarchiformes, Sinipercidae. Gene Ontology annotation, biological process: regulation of myoblast differentiation; protein localization to plasma membrane. The record is from RefSeq and is a predicted model, not a curated record. Gene Ontology annotation, cellular component: plasma membrane.
GUUAAUUGUACAACGUCUACGAGGCGAGGGUAAUGGGACCGAGCUAGCUAGCUUCUCCACUAGCACUGAUCAUCUUCUUACAGUAUCAUUAACAUAGUUAGCAAGGCUACCAAAAUUAGCAUGUAGCAUGUACCAGUGGCGGUCCCUCCUCGACAGUCUCUCGUGUUGACAAACGUUACGUCAGUGCGGUGUCGUUAGGUGGGGCGGGGGCUGUGUUGUUACUGUCGUCGUGCGGGACGUGAAGACUCUUUCACACCGUUCAGAUUUGGAUUAAACAACGGAUAACGGUAGUAUCAUCCACGCCGUAAAGGACCCAACUGACUGCUGAUUAAUUUUUUUUUUUUUUUGCUAUCUUGAGUCAACAUGGGGAGCUGCUUAACUGUGGGGCCAAACGAAGCUCUGGUGGUCUCCGGUGGUUGUUGUGGCUCUGAUACAAAGACCUACGUCGUGGGAGGCUGGGCCUGGGCUUGGUGGCUCAUCUCGGAUACCAAAAGGAUAACCCUAGAGAUCAUGACUCUGCAGCCCCGAUGUGAAGAUGUGGAGACAGCAGAAGGGGUAGCCAUCACUGUCACAGGGGUGGCUCAGGUGAAAGUCAUGACUGAUCAGGACCUACUGGCUGUAGCUUGUGAGCAGUUCCUGGGUAAAUCAGUCAUGGAAAUCAAAGCUGUGGUUCUGCAGACUUUGGAGGGACAUCUGCGCUCCAUUCUAGGUACCUUGACUGUAGAGCAGAUCUAUCAGGACAGGGACCAGUUUGCUAAACUGGUGAGGGAGGUAGCAGCUCCCGACGUGGGCAGGAUGGGCAUCGAGAUUCUCAGCUUUACCAUUAAGGAUGUAUAUGAUAAACUUGAUUACCUGAGCUCCCUUGGGAAGACCCAGACUGCAGCUGUCCAGAGGGAUGCAGACAUCGGCGUGGCUGAGGCAGAGAGGGAUGCUGGGAUACGGGAAGCAGAAUGUAAGAAGGAGAUGAUGGACGUCAAAUUCCAGGCUGACACCAAGAUGGCCGACUCCAGACGAGAACUGGAGCUGCAGAAAGCUUCUUUCAACCAGGAAGUCAACACUAAGAAAGCAGAGGCCCAGCUGGCGUACGAGCUGCAGGCCGCCAAGGAGCAGCAAAAGAUCUGUCUGGAGGAGAUUGAGAUCCAAGUGGUGCAGAGGAAGAAACAGAUCACCAUUGAGGAGAAGGAGAUUGACCGGAUAGACAAGGAGCUCACUGCCACUGUCAAGAGGCCCGCUGAGGCUGAGGCCUACAAAAUGCAGCAGCUGGCUGAGGGACAAAAGAUUAAGAUGGUGCUAAUAGCCCAGGCUGAGGCAGAGAAGAUCAGGAAGAUUGGUGAGGCGGAGGCUUGCUCCAUCGAAGCCGUGGGCAAGGCGGAGGCUGAGAAGAUGAGACUGAAGGCUGAGGCCUAUCAGCAGUACGGAGAGGCAGCCAAGACUGCCCUGGUCCUCGAGGCCCUGCCUAAGAUUGCUGCCAAGGUGGCAGCGCCGUUAGCCAGGACCAAUGAGAUAGUCAUCCUCGGUGGGGAGGGCAACCGCGUGACGGGUGAGGUGAACCGCCUUUUGGCUGAACUUCCUGUGUCAGUCAAUGCUCUCACUGGAGUGGAUUUGUCAAAGAUCCCGUUGCUGCAGAAGAUGACCAGUACUCAAGCCUGAAAACUGACGACUCCACAUGACUUCAGUAUCUGUUGUAUGCACUCUGAUAGACUGCCUUUAAUACACUUGAAGAAUUUUGUUGUUUUAUACGUAUAUACUGUAUACCAAGGGAAUUUUGGAAACCUCUGGUGCCUUAAUUUAUACAGGACCAGAAUAUCUGCAUGCACUGCUGCUCAUUCAAUUUUUUUUUUUUUUUUUUUUUUUUAGUUUUAACAUGGAGACAUUUUGUGUUGCAUUUUCUUUUUUGUGUUUUUCUUUUUGUGUUAGAGUUGUAUAUAUUGGCCCGUUUGUAUGAAAUGUCAUCGAAGAGGAGAGCUGAUAUUAGACCGGUGUGACGGUUGACCUACCUGCUGACUCUCACCCAGGUUAGAUUCAUAUUGUCAUGUGACCCGACCGCUGACAUUAACACCUGUUCUUUGGUAUUUAUACAUUUGGGACCUGCUUUUUCAGACAACAAGGCCUCCGCUCUCACAUUUUCGAUUCAGGCCUUUUUGUUGAUUUACCUCUUUGUUGUUAGACACAUCUGCAUUCCCUAGAUAAUCUGAAUCUGUUCUUAUUAACUGUAGAGCUUUGUUUUUUGUAUCACAUGUUGUAAUUUUUAACUAUCAAAUGUUAUUCAGGUUAUUUUAUGUCUCAGUGGUUGAUUUAUUUAUUUUUUUAACAAUGUAACAGGUGCUCACAAUCUUAAAAGAAGCCCAUUUCAUUGUGCAAAUAUUGUUUGUUCCUCUGAAAGAAGUUUCGUUCUCCACAAACUGUUGAUAUCAGGCAUGAGACAUAUGAUUAUUAUUUAAAUGCUGGUGGGACAACAGGAAGCAAAUUCUGAUCUUGUGCAAAUAUGGUUAGCUUGUAAUGUGGUGUGGGUUUUAAUGUAAAAUGUUAGUAGUUUUGGCCUUCAUUAAGAUUGAAAACAGUUAGUUGGUGAGAGAAAAGAAGAGAAACAGAUUUCAUGGGGAAAUUGUAAAAAUGACUGGCUGUGAGUUGUGUGAAAUGUGUUUAUGUUGUGAAAAAAGCUAAAUGUGAAUAGAUUCUGAAAUGAAAGGCCAAACAGUGAGGCCAAAUAGAAUAUAGUGUAUUUUAUUUUUUAUUGUAUCAGAAGGGAUACUGUAUAGUUUAUCUGAUGUUUAAUUUCAUACUACAGAUAUCUGUAGACGCUAAGCCAUGUUCGACAGGGUGUCAACAAACCAAACUUCUACACUUUUCAGAGAAACACACUUUCUGUUCAAUGUCAGCAUUGAUUUGUUUAAUAACUGACAUCAAAUAUAGAAAACUCUUUUAGCAGAGUUUAAUUUAUAAAACUAUGUUUUAUUUGUUUUAAUCAGUAAUAUUGCUGUUUGUAAAUAGUCACGACACUUUGUUGUUUUGGGGUCUAAUGCACUAAAUGUUAAGCUCCAGUGCAGCAGUACAAAGGAUCUGACGCACUUGUUAACUAUCAAAGGGUUUUUGGAAAAAGGUUUAUGGGGAAAGUUGACAGGUAAAGUAUAUUAUUGGGCAGAACAGGUUGACCCCUCCUAUGAAAUGUAUUUCAUCCACUUAGACACUUCCAGUAGAACUGGCAGUGAAUUCUGGUAGCCAGAGCCUGCUCGUCUCCUCUCACUGCUGUAAAGAGCUGCACUCACCUACACUUAACCUAAACUAGCUUGACUGAUGUUUAGUUUGAACCUCAUAACUCAAGUAGGUGGUAGUUUUAUGUUUGGCUGAAGAAACUUACUGACAAAGAACUUACAGAGGACUGUUAUUAUUGUUGUUGUUAAUAUAGUUUUUAUGUUUGCAUCAUUCUUUGCUGAUAUAGUGACUUGACAAAUACUGUGACCAUACUGAUUUGCGUGUCCAGUGUAUAUACGACAUAUUUGUGUUAGAUUCUUAAUGUUAUUUACAGCACUUACACUGUGUGUUCUCAAACGGCCUUGAGUUUCUGUAUGCUCUUGCUGCAUGUCAUCCGUCUGUACCCAGAACAAUCAGUUCACUCUUAGCUAAUUGUCAUUUUAAUAAAUCAAAAUGCCAUAAUUUA